Molecule: messenger RNA, 618 nt
Organism: Ixodes scapularis (black-legged tick)
Lineage: Eukaryota; Metazoa; Arthropoda; Arachnida; Ixodida; Ixodidae
Exons: 5
Coding region: 49-519 (156 amino acids)
Source: RefSeq, a predicted model, not a curated record
UACGACAGGACACUUUCGCUCCACAUUUGGAACCAUCGUUUAGCAACUAUGAAGCUGCUGUUCCCUCUGCUGUUCCUGGCUUUGGUCGUCGCUGUUUAUGGCUCCGCCGUGGAGCCAAAACAGGAGGCGAGUGACGAUGCUGCCGAGUACGCCAGGGUACACCUCGACCACCGCGUGGGCUACCCGCGCCUUGGGAGGUGGGUCCGCGGAAGGUGGUGGUACCCGUGGUACGACAGCGAAGACCAAGUUCCUGCCGCGGACAAGGAAACCCUGAAGGAGCUGGGCACGGAAAUGGCUGACGAACUCGAACAACUCGUGGCCGGGACAGAGGAGGAAGAAGUCCUAGACGAGCUAGAAGAGCAAGCGGAGGCAGAAGAGGAGGCAUCAGAGUAUGGCGUAGUGAGGAGGCGGCUUCACAGAUGCCACACCAGGCGUCGCUUUGGUCUGCCAUGCCGUCCUCUGCUGAGGCACCGCGUGAGGCGUCUUCCCGUUCACCGCCCCCUUCGCCCUAGACUCUGAAAAGGGUCGUCCGAAGGGAUGCUGCAACUCAUUCUCCGAUUAAUAAAAAGAGUCUGAGGAUUGCGUGAAAAAAAAUGAGUGUGCUGAUUUAGAAUAUGU